AGUUCAGUGUUUCAGCACUGAGGAGCCUCAGCGGAGGUAGAGCGUUUCAGACUCAGUCAAAACAAAGUGCAGCAGCAGCAAACAGAAAAAGCUUCACAUGUGAACGAUUAAAAACGUAUUUACCAGCAGACAGAGGGCUGACCGGCGCCGGACCUGACGGGAUGCUGUGAGGAAGAACGCCCAGCGAUGGAGAUGAAGGACGGCAGCAGGCGGCCGCAGAUGCUCAGGAUGGACGACCAGGACAGAGUGAGCCAAGCGUCCAGUGUGGCUACGAUUUCUUACUUUCCUGUCAUUAAGGAAAGUGAUGGGAAGGUGCAGACGUUUGGGAAAAGAUGCCAGGCUGCUAAAAGAGACCCCAACUGUCCGGUGGUCAUCAGAGGCUGGCUCAACAAAAAGGACAGCUCUGGUCUGAAGCUGUGGAAGAGGCGGUGGUUCGUCCUCUCCAACUACUGUCUGUAUUACUACAAAGACAGCAGAGAAGAAACCGUGCUGGGAAGCAUCCCGCUGCCCAGCUACAAAAUCCUGUUCUGCACGCCGCGAGAAUGCAAGAACAGGAAGUUCACCUUCAAGGUGGUGCACCAGGGGAUGCGGUCAUAUUUCUUCAGCGCCGACACUCAGGAGGACAUGUUGGGUUGGGUUCGAGCCCUGAGCCAAUCAGCUGCGAUGGAGCCAGACACCACCAUGAACAGGCGUUGCUCGAGUUAUCAAGACUUUACGCAGCUUGGUGGCAGCAGUGAGUCCAUGGACUUCCCCAGAUCGCCCACUGAGGAGGAGAGUCCGGCGCAAAAACACAGGCAUGUCAGCAGAACCCUGAGCGAACCAGGUCAGCUCAGCGGGAGGGUGGGGAGGUCACAGUCGGAGCACCGGGGGAGACGGAGCGUGCAUUACCGGAACAGGAGCCCGUCGAACCGAACCCCCAGCCCUCCGGAUCCAAUCAGGAGAAGAACUGCUUCAAACAGGGAGGACGACUCUUACGAUGAAAACUCAGCGCAGGCGGCCAUCGUGGGGUCAGGUUCUUUGGGUUCGAGGGGACAGCUGGGCUCCCGGCCCCACACCCCGGUGGGAAGGGUCGACAUUCGACCCCACGAUGACCCCGUCACUGUGUACUACACACCUGCCUCCCCUAAGCUGGAGUUCAAGUCUGCUCCCACCACCCCGGUCACAGAGAGGUGGCAGAACCUCAGCAAGCCUGCCGCCUUAUACGGUUCUGUUCACCACACGCCAAGUGGGAGAAGACCUUUGGCUAAGAGCCACUCCACGGGGGCAGAUUUACUGCCCCCUUUGCCCCCUGCAGCGAGGGCAGCGCAUGUUUCCAACCCCUCAAAACAGCCCCGCCAGCUUCACGUGCCGGUCUCUGUGCUUCCGCAAGCUCUGGCGUCUAAAUCUGACCAGAGGGAUUUGCAGCCGAUACGGCCUCUUGAAAGUGAUGCAGAUGCCGUAUUGACGCGUCUGUGUGGGUGUGACAAGCUGCUGCAGUCUCUGUCUGUGGAGCUCACCCAGCUACAGAUGGAUAAGGACAGCGUCCAGUGUGCGCUGGAGGUGUCCAGGCUCCAGGUGGAGGAGUGGCGGAGCCAGGGGCCCCGGGCCCUGGAGGAGGCACUCACCCAGAAGGCUUUGCUGCAGGAGGAGUUGGUUACAAUCCGGGCCAGAGUGUGCGACGUCUCACUGGAAAUGGAGCGAGUGUGGAGUCAGUAUGAGAGGAUGGAGAGUGAGCUGUCUGUCAUCCAUUCACACCUUCAACACAUCUCCAACUUUGGAAUGCCACAGGAGCAGUGUCAGGCUCAGAGGGAGCUGUGGAUGAUGGAGGACAUCCUGGACGGGCUGAAGGUCAAUCGGGAUUAUUUCUGUUUCCUGCUGGGACUGCAGACACAUCACAUGUUCCAGUUUGUGCCUCCUGGACCUCCUGCUUCGCCCCCAGACGGGCUUCCAGUCGGACUGCCAGCACAUUCGGAUGUUUCCCCGGUGAGCGUUUCAUCAGUGUGUGACAAACGUCUGCAGGAUUUGGAGCAGGAGCCGCCGCUGCGCCCUCCGUUACCCCUGGAGCUCCAGGAGAGCCAGCAGGCUCAGGACCCGGGCCGUGUGUGGCCAGAGUCACCGUAUGAGAGAAUCUACGAGCAUCCUGCUGAUCCUGCCGACAGGAGAGGAAACAGCCAGCCUGACCUCCUUAAUGUGAAAGCACAGAGAGAUGCAACUGAAUCUCAGUCUGGUUCAAAGUGGAUCCCACCAGAAACAGCCAACCAGCCAACAAAGAAGAUGAAAAUGAAGAUGAGUGAGGCAGAGCAGAUUGAGAGGAUGAAGAGGAAUCAGGAGAGGUUGGCUAAUAAGAGGAAACCUCCAGUGGCGACUCCAGGACCCCAGAAUCAGAGUUCAGACACAAGACAGGAGGCGCCGUUUCCCUUGAGGGUGACCCGCGUUGUCACAGCUGUGCUGCCCUCCUCGCUCGUGGCCAGAAGAGUUUCUGUCGAGGAUCCUCCAGCUGAGCUCGACGCUCCGCUGCCCGAACAAAUCCUGCCGGAAACGCAGCAGAAACCGACGGAACCGAGCAAAAAACUCCUGAGCAAACCCGCCAGGGGGCUGCUUACCGACAGCCCCGACUCAAACCAGGCCGCCCGCGAGCCGCACCAGGAUCAGACUGCAAAAAAGGCCAGCAGGAAACACCCGUCGGCGUACAGGAGCUCCAGGAUGGAGCCGCUUUUAGAAGUGAGCAGAGGCGACGGAUCAGAGAGCCCGAGAAGUGAAGCUCAACACCUGACGGGGUCAGGAAGAGGUCAAGGCAGCGCAGACGUCAAGGCAGCUGAAGGGUCGUCGGCUGCUGACUUUGACCUGACUCCUGGUGUGAGCUCCGAGCAGCGCGAAGCCAAACUCCGACGAGUCGAACGGAUACGAGAAAGAGUGAUGAGAAGCGCAGCCAGAGAAAGUUCUACGACAGACAGUCAGCGUCCAAUCAGGAGGGAGAGGAAGGAAGUUCACCAGGCUCGUUCUGACUCGGCUGAAGGAAAAUGGCCGACAGCAGGAAGUCAUGGAUGUCUGGAUGAUUUAGGCAGAUCAGGAGAUCUUCAAGGUUCAACGUCUCAGAGUUGUCAUGAAGUUAAAUCUAAAAGUCGGGUCCAGACUGAGAACAGAGCACAGCACAGCGGGAGAGCAGAAGCUGCCAACAAUAAAAGCAGACGCUCAGCGUCUCCGUAUCACAUCUCAUCCAUGACCGUCUACCAAAACGACGGAGCCAAAGGAUUCAUAAGCUGCAACGAUGAAGAGCAGGAAAACCCCGAAGGACUCGCUGCAGAAGACAAAGAGGAGAAACUGAAGUCUUCCCACCUGAGGACAAAGUGGUUCCUGUCGACGAACCAGUGGCAGGGCUUCAUACCGCUGCAGAUGGAGCCGCUGUCUAUCGAGGAGAACGAGGAACCCGACGCCCAGCCGUGCUCUGAUGACGCCAACGACCUCAACGAGAUGUCGGCGACGGUGACCGAAAGCCUGCAGAAGAUGAAGGAGAACCACUCGCUCUUCUACAAGAUCGCCUGCGACAUCAGCAUCUCCGACUCAGACAUAAAGAGCGACGAUCAAACGUCCUGCAGACCAGAGGAGGAAGAAACGUUGGUCAUCGAAGAACCGGCGAGGACCGGCAAUGUUGGGACGCCGUCUCAUUUAGAGAGUUUGGAUGGAAAAGGUGCAGCAGCUGAAAAUAAAUCUCUGGAGUUAACGAGAGAAAUGCAGGACGAGACUCUGGUGGAUCCAACAUCGGAUCCAAGUGAACUAAGUCCAGCAGAGCAAUUCGGGCGGGAAGAUGAAGUAAAAGUUUCAGAAACGGGAGCUUGUGUCCCGGAGACGGAUUCUACUCAGGCACUGGAAGGCCACACAAAGACAGAGGAGAAACACCGUGUGAAGAAAGAGUCAGAAGAUCUGAACACAAAGCAAGAGGGAUGUGAGGAAACAAAGAAAUGUUCCAGAGGAAGUAAAGAGAAGAAGACGGAUGAGGAAAACCGAGGAAACAGACGCUCCAUCGGUGGAGCGACCGACUGUGAUGGAGGAAGAAUCAUCCGGAGCGCGUCCUUCGGAAAGCCGAGGGUUACGGUCCUCCGGACGAGUUUGUAGAUCCAAGAAAAGACACUGUCCCAUUCCGACCAACAACUUCAUGGCAUUUUAUUUGGAUUUUAUAUGACAGACCAACUCAAAAGAGGGUAUAAGUUUAAUUUUACAAACAGAAAUCUGAAUAUUUGACCCCAGAAACUUUUGGUACCUCUGGAAAACCUGCAGAGAUCCAGAGCUGAGAGGUGAAUCUGUUCACAGGACGACUUUUCAAACAAUUUAUGGAAGAGUGGUGAAAAGAAAGCCACAGGAAGUCCAAUUUCCUCUUGCUAAUGCACAAAAUGCUAGGAGUGGCAAAACACUAACACCUGGCCAUCCCUACAGUAAAACCAGGUGGAGGGAGCAUCAUGCUGUGUGGUGUUUUACUUUCAGUAGGUCAGAGGAAACCUGUCAGAUUAUAUGAAAGAACAGAAGCUGUUAAACAGAUUGGUUUCACUCAAAACACGUUAACAUGUUAGAAUGACCUAGUUAAAGUCCAAAAGAUUUUUGGUAAGAUUUGAAAAUUGAUGUUUAUGGGGGGGAGGGGGGGAUUUCUAAAUCAUGUAGUACUUUGAUUUGGUCUUUAUCUAAAAUCCCAAUAAAGCUGAAGCGUGAGGUUGCAGAAUGACUGAAAAAGUUCAGGGGGUGUGAAUACUUUUCACUGGAGAUGAUUGGACUGGGCCCAGCUGUGAGAACGUAUAACAGCAGAAUAAUGUAUAACCAUCAAUAAACUUGAAUGUUUUCAUUUUACAGAACAUAAAGGAGGAUGUUGGUUGAAAUCUGUCACCAGAAAUCUUAUUUAUUCAAGUGAAAUUGUGUUUUUUGCAACUAGACAGGUGCAGUCAAAUAUCCUAUUUAAAUGCUAACACCUCCAUUCCUUUUAAUGCAUGCGUCUAAUACUCACUGAAAUUAUAUUUGAUGGCUGUUUUUGUUGGCAACAUAAUCCUGUUUUUAUCGCUGUGAAAAGUGCUUUUUUUUUUGUAUCUCAGAUGUCCUGAAUAAUAACGACGAUAAUAAAGGAGCGUUGUUCACGCCGCGGCUCCGGCUGCUGUCAGAGCUUCA
Poecilia latipinna (sailfin molly) is the source of this 5127-nucleotide messenger RNA. It is a transcript of the gene plekha4, whose product is annotated as pleckstrin homology domain containing A4. The transcript has 24 exons. Bases 187 to 4092 code for a protein of 1301 amino acids. Lineage: Eukaryota; Metazoa; Chordata; Actinopteri; Cyprinodontiformes; Poeciliidae. The record is from RefSeq and is a predicted model, not a curated record.